Messenger RNA from Trichoderma gamsii, 459 nucleotides. RefSeq lists its product as hypothetical. The transcript has 3 exons. Gene Ontology annotation, molecular function: oxidoreductase activity, acting on the CH-OH group of donors, NAD or NADP as acceptor. NCBI's taxonomy places the organism in Eukaryota, Fungi, Ascomycota, Sordariomycetes, Hypocreales, Hypocreaceae. The record is from RefSeq and is a predicted model, not a curated record. Bases 1 to 459 code for a protein of 152 amino acids.
AUGGAUGCGGAAGAGUUGCUUCAAGUCUUCGACGUCAAUGUUGUCGCAGCUCAUAGAGUGACCGCUGCACUUAUCCCGUCUUUGAAACGGGGAAAAGAAAAGAAAGUUAUCAUGGUUUCGUCGUCUCUGGGUUCAGUUGCGUGGGCGGACCGCUACCGUUGGUCACCGGUAUACGCGUAUAAAAUCACCAAGGCCGCAAUGAGCAUGCUGACAGUUCAAUAUGCAAUGGAGUAUAAGAAAGAAGGAUUCACUUUCUUGGCUUUAAGCCCAGGAUGGUUGAAAACAGACAUGGGUUCUGAUAAGGCCGAUCUCGAUGUCGCAACAGGAGCUAAAGCGGUAAAGGACCUUGUCGACAAGGCGGACACCAGUUACAACGGAAAAUUCUACAAUAUCCUCGUUUCAGGCUGGGAGCAUGCCGAAGGAAUAAACCAAUACGAUGGCCUUGAGAUCGCAUGGUAG